AUGCCUAACCUGCCCUCGCCCUCGGCCGCCUCGAAAAAGAGACCUCAUCCUUCCGGCACCCCUCCAGCCGAACCCGACCCCGCCAAUUCCAACCCCUCGCGUGAUACCCAGAACCCCUCCGCCCUCCCGUCCACCCCCCCUAACUUAACCGCGACUCUCGCCUCCUCGGCCGCCUCAUCCUCCUUUCGUAAUGUAUCAGCCUGUAAUCGCUGCCGCCUCCGGAAGAACCGCUGCGACCAGCGCCUCCCGCGAUGCCAGUCGUGCGAAAAAGCCGGCGUGCGCUGCGUCGGCUACGACCCCAUCACCAAGCGCGAGAUCCCACGCAGCUACGUUUAUUUCUUAGAGACCCGGGUGGCGUAUCUCGAAAAGCAACUAGCCGAGCACAAUAUCGCGUUCAAACGGGCCGUAGCCUUUGACGAGGAGGAUGCCGUGAAGACCGAGGCAGGCAGCGAGGCCGGCAAUGGCCAAACCGAAAACCAAGAGAAAUCGCAAUGGCAGACAUCCAAACUGAAAGACGAGCCCGAACAGCGCGGAGAAGGCGAGACUGCGGUCCCUGCCGACAGCGACGAUCCAAGGAGCGAGGAAAACUGGCGUUUGCAUAACUUGGUGUCGAAUAUCGGUAUGGUCUCUGUGCAGGAACAUCGGAUCCUCGGUAUCUGGGAUCGACGUCGGGGAUUUCCUUUGCUCGGGUCGUUUUCGCCGCUCGAGCGGUUGCCGCAGACCGCGGCGCCGGGGCCUGGUGCGAGCACGAUGCGUGAUUCGUUCUUUGGGCUGCAGACGAAGCCGAUGAUGAAACGUGCGUCGUUCCCGGAUAGGGAGCUGGCGGAUCGAUUGGUUGAGCUCUACUUCGAGCAUGCGAAUCCACAGAUGCCCAUUCUGCACCGGGGCGAGUUCAUGGAGCUCCUGGAUAAAUCGUAUACGCUGGAUGAGAAGAAUCGGUCUCCGCGAGCUCUCUACAUACUGAAUAUCGUAUUUGCUAUUGGCGCGGGAAUUAUCUUCGAUGAUAAGCCGCCGAGCUCGGAUGAUGAAGGUGUUGCUGGCCGUGAGGGAUCCUCUUCUACAAGCAAGAGACCAAGGCUAUCAAGCCAUCAGUUCCAACCAGAGGAAUACCAUGCAUCCGCAAUCGUCCAUCUGGAGUCUUUCCUAGGCUCUUCGUCAAGUGAAGGCUUCGGUGGACUGGAAGAGCUCCAGGCUGUUCUUCUCUUGGCGAGCUUUGCGCUGUUAAGACCAGUUGCCCCGGGUCUGUGGUAUAUUGUUGGUGUGGCGAUGCGCCUGGCCGUUGAUUUGGGUCUUCACUACGAAGACGGCGUCGGCUUCGAGUCUUCAAAAGACGGGAACCAAAUACAGCCCCGCAUUGAUGCGCAUGAGCGCGGACGCCGCGAAUGGGUGCGUGACCUUCGCCGCCGACUUUGGUGGUGUGUGUAUAGUUUCGAUCGACUGGUGGCGACCUGUGUGGGACGGCCAUUUGGCAUCAAUGACCAGGCGAUCAGCACAGAGUUCCCAUCGAUGGCGGACGACAAGUACAUCACUAAAUCCGGUUUGCUGACGCCCCCUGACGGCGCUCCUUCCUACAAGCAUGUUGGCUUCCACUAUUUUAAACUCCGCCUCUUACAGUCGGAAAUCCACGACGUGCUGCAGUACCAGCAAACGCGAGCCGUGCGAAGCCGAGCACCAAAUAGCGCGGUCAUCCUUCCCCAUGCCGAGCUCACCUCCCCCUUCCUCCAGGGAUUCGAUUCUUUCCGAUCCUGGCGUCAUGAUGUACAUCGUCGCUUGGUGGAGUGGAAAGAGACUGCCCCAACGCGCGCCGAUACAGGUGUGCGGUUUUCCAUUGAGCUGUUGGAAUUGAAUUAUUGGCAAGCUAUUAUUCUCCUUUACCAGCAGAGCUUGACGGUGCCUGCUGAGUUAGCCGGGGAACUGACUCCUGCUGAUGAUGUGUCCAGCCCUUCAUUUUCCAACUUUGAUGAAGGUGACGACGAAGACCAGGUCUAUCUCAAUGUUGCGGAGGCUGGUCAGAAGGUGAUUCGAAUCUAUCGACAGCUUCAUCGGGUGCGGCUUGUGAACUACACGUAUCUCGCUACCCACCAUACCUUUAUGGCUGGCAUCUCUUUCUUAUAUGCCAUCUGGCACUCGCCGCUUGUUCGCAGUCGCUUGACCCUUGAUGAGGUAGAUUUUACGGUUCUCGCGGCAACAUCGGUAUUGGGCGAUUUGAUGCACAAGUGCCCUCCAGCUGAGGCCUGCCGCGAUGCGUUCGAGCGAAUGUCUAAGGCCACCGUCCAGAUGUGCUUAUCAACAACCGGGUUCGGAUCACAGGUUGACAUGACCCGUGGGGCCACUAGAUCCCAUGUACCAGGGUCUCUUCAUCCUGGUCGUCGCCAGCAGGCUGAUCAGCGGCAACGGCCCGGAUAUGCUCAAGGACGGCGCAUUACACAAAGCCGGCCCUCGCGACCGGUUCCUAAGUUUGACAUGAAUUUAGCGGAUCUCUUCAGCGAUAAUCCUUUGGCUGAACGUCCACAUCCUGAUAGCAGACAGGGCACGCAUCCACCCUACUCGGCCAUAUGGCCAGCGUACUCCGUCUAUGGAGUACUUCUCAAAUACGAGAACCCUGGAUCGCCCCAACAACAAUCCGUUCCUCAAUUCUACUAUGCAACCUCGCCACAGCAGAGUGGCGGCUCUCCAGGCUCUUCUGCAAACAGGCCGCGCCCUGUGGUGCCAACUGACCCCGAAGGUCAGCACGGACUUUCUCUCGACUUCUUAGACUUCACAUCCGGCGACCAGGAGAAUCGAACCAUGAACGCAGAUCUAAAUGCAGACUAUAACAUGGCGUCGAUGCCAAACCUUGGUCAAAACGUGGGCAUUGAUUUGGGAUUCGGCAUGGCUAUGGAUUUCCAGCAUGAUUGGAGUGAAAAUCCAAAUUAUGAUCUCUUAGAAGGAUAUUUCUUUGGCGGGUCUGGACCUGGCGCAUCUGGCGGCGAUGCUUGA
Penicillium chermesinum is the source of this 2979-nucleotide messenger RNA. Its product is annotated as Zn(II)2Cys6 transcription factor. The record is from RefSeq and is a predicted model, not a curated record. Gene Ontology annotation, biological process: positive regulation of transcription by RNA polymerase II; DNA-templated transcription. NCBI's taxonomy places the organism in Eukaryota, Fungi, Ascomycota, Eurotiomycetes, Eurotiales, Aspergillaceae. The transcript is spliced from 5 exons. Gene Ontology annotation, molecular function: sequence-specific DNA binding; DNA-binding transcription factor activity, RNA polymerase II-specific; zinc ion binding. Bases 1 to 2979 code for a protein of 992 amino acids.